CUUUCCUUCAGACUUUCACCCCAAGGGACUCGAACUCACAUCUUUCCAAAGGUAGACGCCAAACUGACGUCAGAGCACCCGUAAGUUGACGUGUGCUCACCACCCCCCCAUCGUGACCGUCACGCACACAGAGAGAGAGAGGGAGAGAGCGCACAAACCAGCCCUCCCCAUCAGCAGUAUUUCCUUUCCUUGGCGGACCAAUAACGCGCAGUUUCACGUUCCCUCACCUCAGCCAGCUGUUUCUUAAGGAUUAAACAGAGAACACCUCUGAACAGUUAUAUCUCGGAGUGUUUUGGCUGCUUUCUUUUGGUGCAUCUAAGCUGUUUGUAUAUUGUGUUUUGUUGGGUUUUUUUUUUCUCACCUGAUUGAAUUUCCUCUGAGAUGGAAAUGAGAUGUCGUCCAGCGGUGAUGUGUUGUGUUUUUGCCAUCCUUUGCUCCGUGCUUCCCCGGUCCCUGGCGUCCUCUUACAGGGACAGGCAGUACCUGAACGAGUGGGCAGUGGAGAUUCCAGGCGGACUGGCUGCUGCGGAGGCGAUCGCCAAAGAGCUGGACUACCAGCUGGUCCGACAGAUUGGGGCCCUGCAAGACCAUUUCUUGUUCAAACACCGCAAUCAUCCUAGCAGAAUGAAACGAAGUGCUGACCACAUCACCAGGCGGCUGUCGGAAGAUGAUCGGGUGUUGUGGGCAGAGCAGCAGUACGAGAAACGUCGCAACAAGCGAGCGUCCUUCAGGGAGUGCAGGGACUGCCCUGUGGAUAAGCUGUUUGAUGAUCCCAUGUGGAACCAGCAGUGGUACCUUCAAGACACGCGGACUUCUUCCUCGCUGCCGAAGCUGGAUCUGCAUGUGAUCCCCGUGUGGCAGAAAGGCAUCACUGGAAAAGGAGUGGUCAUCACCGUUCUGGACGAUGGACUGGAGUGGAACCACACAGACAUCUACUCCAACUACGACGCAGCAGCCAGCUAUGAUUUCAACGACAACGACCCGGACCCGUUCCCCAGAUACGACUCCACUAAUGAGAACAAACAUGGGACCAGGUGUGCUGGGGAGAUCGCUAUGCAGGCAGACAACAAUAAAUGUGGAGUUGGAGUGGCAUACAACUCCAAGGUUGGAGGAAUCCGUAUGCUGGAUGGGAUUGUGACAGAUGCCAUCGAGGCCAGCUCUAUUGGGUUCAAUCCAAACCAUGUGGACAUCUACAGCGCCAGCUGGGGACCCAACGACGAUGGCAAGACAGUGGAGGGCCCUGGCCGCCUGGCCCAGAAGGCAUUUGAGUACGGCAUCCAGAAGGGCCGCGGUGGGAAAGGCUCUAUCUUUGUUUGGGCAUCGGGUAACGGUGGCCGUCAGGGCGAUAACUGUGACUGUGAUGGUUACACAGACAGCAUCUACACUAUCUCAAUCAGCAGUGCCUCCCAGCAGGGCCUGUCCCCAUGGUAUGCUGAGAAGUGCUCCUCCACUCUAGCCACAGCAUACAGCAGUGGAGACUACACCGACCAGAGGAUUACUAGUGCUGAUCUGCACAAUGAGUGUACUCAGACUCACACUGGAACGUCGGCCUCGGCCCCCCUGGCUGCUGGAAUAUUUGCCCUGGCACUGGAACAAAACCCAGAUCUUACUUGGAGAGACCUGCAGCACAUUGUGGUCUGGACCUCAGAGUUUGAUCCUUUGGCCAAUAACCCUGGCUGGAAGAGGAACGGCGCAGGACUCAUGGUCAACAGCCGCUUCGGCUUUGGCCUUCUUAAUGCUAAAGCCCUUGUGGACCUCGCUGACCCGGCCACCUGGAAGCAUGUGCCUGAAAAGAAGCAAUGUAUCGUCAGGGAUGAUUCGUUCCAGCCCAGGGAGCUGAAAGCAGCAGGGGAGAUCACUAUAGAGAUUCCAGUCAAAGCAUGUGAGGGGCAAGAGAACGCAGUCCGCUCAUUGGAGCAUGUGCAGGUGGAGGCAAGCAUUGAAUACACCAGGAGAGGAGACCUGCACAUAACACUCACCUCCCCAGCUGGUACCACUACGGUGCUGCUUGCUGAGCGUGAAAGGGACACGUCCUCUAAUGGCUUCAGAAACUGGGACUUCAUGUCUGUUCAUACAUGGGGAGAAGAUCCUUCUGGAACAUGGACAUUAAAGAUUACAGAUACUUCGGGCCGUAUGGAGAACGAGGGUCGGAUUUUGAACUGGAAGCUGAUUCUUCAUGGAACAUCAGAGAAGCCGGACCACAUGAAGAAACCAAGAGUGUACACUCCCUACAAUGCUGUGCAGAAUGACCGCCGUGGUGUGGAACAUAUGGAUGACAUGAUGGAGCCCACACAGGCGUAUUCACCUGCAAAGACUGACACUGCACAAGCCUCCCUGCCUUCCAACCCAGAGAAGGAGCCCAAAAAACCUUCAAAUUCACCCUACUCCCCCUCCCUGGCCCUGCUGCGUCUCCUUCAGACGGCCUUCAAUAGGCAGACCCCUGCCCUGCAGCAGUCCCAGUCUGUAGCCAGGUCCUCCUCUGCCUGGAGGAAGCAGCAAUCAAGGCAGAGCCUCUCUCCCCCUGCAACAAGACUUCCCCCUAAGACGUUAUACCAGGCUCUGGACAUGAUCAACAAGUACCGGGGCUCCGAGGACAGUGUCUACAGUGACUACACUGAUGGCUUCUACAGCACCAAGCCGUACAGGCACAGAGAUGACCGACUGCUGCAGGCCUUGUUUGAGAUGAUAGAUAAUGACCGCAAGUGAAGGAUGGAGAGAAGAGGAGAGGAGAGGAGAGGAGAGGAGAGGAUAUAAGGGGAAGCAUCGCUAUGUGUUGGUUGGGGAGCAGAGGAACAAGGCAAAGAGAAGACAGAAAACAGAGGGAUAGGAUCAAGCAUGAGAGGAGUGGACGAGAAGAGAAGAAAUACAAGAAAGAGAACUCUUCCACUCAGUUCAGUUUUCCCCCAAAAUGCUGCAAUUCUUUUCUCUUUACCUUAAUUUACCAAACACCAUUCAUUCAUUCAUUCAUUCUUUUAGUCAAUCAUGCAAAAUUACCAAUCCACACAGGAUUCAAAACAUGGAAUUUGUUUCUCUGCUACAAACUGUGUCUGAAGUGAAAGCAUUUAAAUCCUAAGAAAAGGGAGGAAGGCCUUGUCUCUCUUCUCUUCACUGCCUGCUCAAGCAUGCCACCUUUAGAAUAUAAGUUAUUGUUAUUAGUAUCUAUAUAUUAUCUAUAUAUUAUACAAAGACAAUGAUUGUAAUAUGGUUUUGGAAACACAGCUUCACUUUUCAAAAAUUCUGUUUUUGUUUGCAUUAUGC
This is a messenger RNA of Larimichthys crocea (large yellow croaker), 3258 nucleotides long. It is a transcript of the gene pcsk1, whose product is annotated as proprotein convertase subtilisin/kexin type 1. The record is from RefSeq and is a predicted model, not a curated record. Gene Ontology annotation, cellular component: neuron projection; membrane. Gene Ontology annotation, molecular function: serine-type endopeptidase activity. The transcript is spliced from 14 exons. Bases 382 to 2706 code for a protein of 774 amino acids. Lineage: Eukaryota; Metazoa; Chordata; Actinopteri; Sciaenidae. Gene Ontology annotation, biological process: peptide hormone processing.